Molecule: messenger RNA, 1137 nt
Organism: Arabis nemorensis
Lineage: Eukaryota; Viridiplantae; Streptophyta; Magnoliopsida; Brassicales; Brassicaceae
Source: the annotation of a GenBank genome assembly
AUGGAAAAGAAAGUUGCAAAGAUACCAAACUCUAAUAAUAAGUUGUCUCUGAUUAGAGUGUUAAGAGGUAUAAUAUGUCUAAUGGUGUUAGUUUCAACAGCUUUUAUGAUGUUGAUCUUCUGGGGGUUCUUAUCCGGUGUAGUGUUGAGGCUAUUCAGUGUACAUUAUAGCCGUAAAUGUGUUUCUUUCUUCUUUGGCUCGUGGCUCGCGUUGUGGCCUUUCCUGUUUGAGAAGAUAAACAGAACCAAAGUUAUUUUCUCUGGCGAUAAGGUUCCUUGUGAGGAACGAGUAUUGCUCAUUGCGAAUCACCGAACAGAAGUCGAUUGGAUGUACUUUUGGGAUCUUGCGCUGCGUAAAGGACAGAUUGGGAAUAUGAAAUAUGUGCUUAAGAGCAGUUUGAUGAAGUUACCUCUGUUUGGUUGGGCGUUUCAUCUCUUUGAGUUUAUUCCCGUUGAGCGGAAAUGGGAAGUCGAUGAAGCAAACUUGAGGCAGAUUGUUUCGAGUUUUAAGGAUCCUCGAGAUGCUUUAUGGCUUGCUCUUUUCCCAGAGGGCACAGAUUUCACAGAGGCUAAAUGCGAUAGGAGUAAGAAAUUUGCAGCUGAAAAUGGCCUUCCAUUACUGAACAACGUGCUGCUUCCCAGAACAAAAGGUUUUGUCUCCUGCUUGCAAGAAUUGAGUUGCUCUCUUGAUGCAGUUUAUGAUGUGACCAUCGGUUAUAAAACUCGCUGCCRGUCUUUCUUAGACAAUGUUUAUGGUAUUGAGCCAUCAGAAGUUCACAUCCACAUCCGUCGUAUCAACCUAACCCAAAUCCCAAAUCAAGAAAAGGAAAUCAAUGCUUGGUUAAUGAACACAUUCCAGCUCAAAGACCAGCUGCUCAAUGACUUCUACUCUAGUGGCCAUUUCCCUAACGAAGGAACAGAAAAAGAGUUUGACACAAAGAAGCACCUUAUAAACUGCUUGGCAGUGAUUGUUUUCACGAUCAUCUGUACGCAUCUCACCUUCUUCUCGUCGAUGAUUUGGUUCAAGAUCCAUGUCUCUUUGGCCUGUGCGUACUUGACCUCUGCUACACAUUUCAAUAUUCGCUCUGUUCCACUUAUUGAGACUGCAAAAAAAGCCUUCAAAUCAGUAAACAAAUAA